AUGAAUGUGAUGGAUAUAAGGCAGAAAAAAGAGAGAAAAAUAUUAUUAGGAGUGAAAUAUGUAGGUGCGAAAUAUGUAGGAAGUAUGCAUGGUGUGUCAUCAAUUCAUCAUGCUGAUUUUAUUGCUGCUAACUUAGCGGAGAGGUUUCAGAAGCUUCUCACUGCAUUGAACAAAAAUUUUUAUCAACUGAACGUAGGCGUUGAAUCAAACUGUAGGAAACCGUUGGGAAUGACUUCAGGCCAGAUACCAGAUGAGGCCAUUAGGAGCAGUUCUUCGCACGAUCACAGUAAUCAAGCUCAAAUAAACCAGCAACUAACUCUAACACUCCUCAAAGCAUGUACAAAACAACAACUGAAAAAUUACGACAAACUAUAA
Molecule: messenger RNA, 375 nt
Organism: Helobdella robusta
Lineage: Eukaryota; Metazoa; Annelida; Clitellata; Rhynchobdellida; Glossiphoniidae
Exons: 4
Coding region: 1-375 (124 amino acids)
Source: RefSeq, a predicted model, not a curated record